Molecule: messenger RNA, 1340 nt
Organism: Lathyrus oleraceus (garden pea)
Lineage: Eukaryota; Viridiplantae; Streptophyta; Magnoliopsida; Fabales; Fabaceae
Product: protein TIFY 5A
Exons: 3
Coding region: 163-558 (131 amino acids)
Biological process (GO): regulation of jasmonic acid mediated signaling pathway; regulation of defense response; response to wounding
Cellular component (GO): nucleus
Source: RefSeq, a predicted model, not a curated record
GAUCCUUAGUGUCUGUCUCUUUCUGUUGGCCUUUUCCACGCCCAAAUUUCCUCUUCUUUUCCAUUCUAGCUGCACCUAACUUCAACUUUUUUAUAUAUAGGCUACUCUUCUUCAUAUUUAUACAUUCAUCAUUUUCAUCACUUUCAUAUAUCUCUUGAAAAGAUGAGAAGGAACUGCAACUUGGAGCUCUGCCUUUUUCCUCAAUAUAUUUCUGAUAGAAAUCACAAUCACAACAAUCACAUGGUUGAAGAACAAGAAGAUAGUGAUGAGAAUUCAAUGCAAAAUCAGCAACAGCCCCUGACUAUUUUCUACGAUGGCAAGAUCUGUGUUACUGAUGUCACAGAGUUUCAGGCCAAAUCAAUCUUAAUGCUGGCAAAUAAAAAAGUGCAAGAAAUAGUGAAGACGCCAACAGGAUCAGAGCCAUCAACACCAACAAUGGUACAAUCUCCUCAUCAAUCAUGUAGCCAUGCUCCUGGUCUUUCAAUGAAAAGAUCUUUGCAACGGUUUCUUCAAAAGAGAAAAAAUAGGAUUCAACAAGCUUCUCCGUACAAUCAUUAGCAAAUUAGAAAAAACAGAGUCUUUCAAUAAAAAGAUCUGCAACGGAUUCUUCUGAAAAUGACUUCAAAUCCCAACCUGACCGUGUUUUUCUAAAUGGUGACGUUGUAAGCCGGAAGAGUUCAAAGUAGGAAAAUAUCGUUGAUUCUAUCAUUGAUGCUAAGUAUAUUGCUACCUCGACUGUAGCAAAAAGAGCAAUCAAGAAGUCCAUUAUUAAAUUGGGUAGAAUUCUUCAUGGUUUUAAAAACGGUCUAAUACCAUGUAAACGAACACAACAAAACAGUAUUGGAAGGUGUCAAUACCUAUACUGAUAUUCACCAUUUUUAUGAUAGAGAACAAAUUCAGCAGCGUUGCAACACAUGUACCGGUCGAAAUCACAAAAGUCUUUACGCAAUCGCAACCGUUAUUUAAAACCUUGGAGUUCUUAGCAUUGUGGAUCUCAUUAAUCUCUAUUGUGAUGACAAUGGUGUCAUUCCACGAGUUAAGGAGUCUAGAUCCCACUUACGAUCCAAACACAUACUUAUCCAUCAACACCUUAUUCAGGAGAUGUGAAGAUAAGCAAAGUACCAACACUUCACAAUGUGGUUGACCCACUUAGAAAGUCUCUUAUUCUACAGGAACAUGAUGGUCAUACUAGAUCUAUCUAUGGGUAUUAGACUUAUGUCUAAUUGACUCUAGUGUUAGUGGAAGAGGGUUGAUUUAAGUCCAAGAGCUCAAUAGUCUUAUGAUUGAACUUCAAAUAUGUAUUAUGUUAAUUAAUUAUAAUAAAAUAAUCUUCUUCAUUA